AUGCAUAAAGUAAUAAAUAAAUUAAUAGAUAAAGCUAAAAUUGAAAAUUCUGUUUAAGGUGGUAUGUUUUUAUUAAUAAAUAAAUAGAUUAUCAAAAAAAAAUUAAAUUGAGAUUCCAAGAAAAAAAAGAGAGUUAAUAUUUAUUGGGUUUCAAAUAUCUAACAAUGAGAAUUAAGUAAGAAAAGUUGAUAUUGGUUUUAGUAUUUCAGAUUUUAUGUUAUAUGGAUUAGAAAUUCUGAGAUAAUAUAUAAAUAUCAAUUUAAAGUUACUUGCAAGUAUUGUAAUGAAAAACUAGUGUUGGUCUAAACAAUAAUUACCAGGAUUCUUAAUUAACUUCAAAUUGGAUGCUAACAUUAAAGAUGGUAAAAUAACUAUUAGAAAAUUAAUAGAUCAAAAUAAUCGAAAUUCUAUAAGUGGGUUCAUUUGCGUUCUGCUCGAUUGUUCUCUUAAAUUAAAGGAGAAACAGAAAUAGGUAGUAAUUAAACUCAAUUGAUAAGAUGAAUUGUGUUUGGAUGAAAUGA
Paramecium octaurelia is the source of this 521-nucleotide messenger RNA. Lineage: Eukaryota; Ciliophora; Oligohymenophorea; Peniculida; Parameciidae. The record is from the annotation of a GenBank genome assembly.